Molecule: messenger RNA, 536 nt
Organism: Aplosporella prunicola CBS 121167
Lineage: Eukaryota; Fungi; Ascomycota; Dothideomycetes; Botryosphaeriales; Aplosporellaceae
Exons: 1
Coding region: 150-428 (92 amino acids)
Source: RefSeq, a predicted model, not a curated record
CGGCGCUUAAGCCACUGCGCUGCGCCGUUGGUCGAGAGCAAGUCUCUUUGUUUCCUUUUGAUGCGUGCCAUCUUCUGCAACAUAUACCCGAUCUACAUAUCCCUGGAGGCUCAGUGCGGUGGCCCUUGACGAUCGAAGUCUUUGUCUACAUGCAUGGUUGCGCGGCGCCUGGUCCCGGCAUAGGUUUGCUUUUUCGCUCAUCGCAAUAUCUUUUGUUUUCUUUUUUGUCUUGUGAUGUAUAUCAUACGUAUCGGGCGGGCAGCGAUGUCUUGGCAUUACUCGGUGUUGAUCAUCUAUCUCACUUUCCUUUUUUGUCUAUUUUUUAUUUUUAUUUUUUAUUUUUUUUUAUUUUUUUCGACGCGAGCACAUAUUUGGUCUGGGGCGCGGGAAGCCGAGGGGCAAAAGAGGGCGCGGUGCUGGACCGUUGACCGCUUCGCCCAUCGCACCCCGCUCGGGCCGCAAUCACCACCGGCACAACAACGCCCACCUCAGGGCUUUUUCUCGGGCGAGCACAAAACGCACGUCCAACGCACCUG